AUGAAUAUAGGAAAUCUGACUAUUUUUACCUUUGCUGAGUUACCACCAGUGUUAUUCUCGCCUUCAAUGAGAAUAACUCGCCCACCUUCAGUGAUGAUUUCAAGAGAAGCUGAAAGACCAGCCAAUCCUCCACCGACAACAACAACAGUCGGCUCAGCAGCCAUCAAUGGAGCCAUUACUGCAACCGAAAACAGAACCCAAUUCAUCAAAUUCUGA
Molecule: messenger RNA, 216 nt
Organism: Caenorhabditis remanei
Lineage: Eukaryota; Metazoa; Nematoda; Chromadorea; Rhabditida; Rhabditidae
Exons: 1
Coding region: 1-216 (71 amino acids)
Source: RefSeq, a predicted model, not a curated record